Blepharisma stoltei is the source of this 3355-nucleotide messenger RNA. NCBI's taxonomy places the organism in Eukaryota, Ciliophora, Heterotrichea, Heterotrichida, Blepharismidae. The record is from the annotation of a GenBank genome assembly.
AUGAAAAAAGCACUUCCAAGUAUAAACAUAAGAACAAGCAUUUCUCCCCCAAAAGCAAUAAAUCACUCGCUAACAGCUAGAUCUACCCGACAAAGCAGCAGCCAUAAAAGCUCAAUGUAAGAUUAAAUUCAGAAUAAACCAUAUUUCAAAAGACAGCUUUGAAAAUUCUCUUGAAAAUUCAGCGUCCCAUUCUUUUUCAUUCAAUCUCCAGAAACCUCAAAACCCAUCUUUCCAAAGAGACGAAUUAAAAAGGCUUGAAGAAGAGCUGGAUAAGCAAGAAAUCGAACUCAAAACUUAUAACUUUCUGGAUCGAAAUGACCCAGAAACCGGCCUAAAAGAAUUCUCAGCUUAUAAAAACUACCUAGAAGGAUUGUCAAUUUUACUUAAACAACAGGACGCUAGAAUUGGAAACACCCUGGUCCGAGGUUUAGUUGGGCUGACAAGGGCUUAUAAAAAAAUCAUCAAUAGGUCUGAAGCCCCUAAGCCAGAAAUUAUUCCUAAAAAGCGAACCAGGGAGCAGCUGACCCAAACAUAUGAAUUAGCAAUAGAGAGAACCCCAAGUAUCAUUCUUCCAGUUAAAGAAGAGCCAAGUUUGGAGCUUGAAGUGUUUAAGCGACUUGCUAACCGAUUCCAGAAAAUUUCUCAAGGGGUUUUAUCACAGAAACUCAAUGAUUUGCAUGACUCGUUAUGCUUGAUGCUGACUGAUGUUCCAAGUCCUUCCGAAACCCCUGAUAUUUUGGAUAUAAAUAUUGUUCACUACGUACAAGACAUUGAGCAGGGCAUAAAAGUCGGGUGCAGGUCCAAUGAUCGUGCACUUUUGUAAGGUGUAUUGAAGGACUUUUUGGUAAAAUGUCUCACUAUCAAAAAUUCCAAACAAAUUUCUCAUAGAGAUCAUUAAAAUUGAGCCUAAAAGUCAUCCAAAACGAAAUCAGCACACAUCUGAAUCGAAAAGUAAAUUUUAAUAGGUCAAAGAUCGAUAAGUUUUUGCAGACUGAUAUAAAAAUUCAUGAUAAAUAAAAUGGCAUUCGGUUCGAGAGAAAUUAGCUUUGCUAAUUUUCUCUCCCUCAUGGAAUUUUAUUUAUAGGGUUAGGUUUUCACUCGAGAACUUCUGGACAGCAAUAGUGGUUUAACUCUGGGGGAUAACCAAAGGAACCACUCCUCAGUCCACUCAAGAUUUCGGGCUUUUACCUCUCAGCACAUCCCCACGGGAGGAUGACCCUUAGGCGGAACACGCGCAGGAGCUGAGUCGAGCGACAAGGGCGACGGCAAACGCGCCGGGUGAGACGUGCAGCAAGGCCGGUGAAGCAGGAGUUGAUAGAAGGCUUGGACGGGGCUGACCCGUGCCAAGAUGGCUCGCCUACGUCAUCAGUUUUGCCAUAGGCCCUUUUGGGCUGCGGCACUAGACACCUUAAACACCAGAUAAUUAAGUUAAGUAAGAUAUAAAAUUCGUGGAUUUAAAUGAGUAUGAUGCAUUGACAAAUUUAUUGAAAGAAAAAGAGCUCAAAAUUUUAAAUUAUAAGCAGCAGAUAAACUUGUUUAAAGCGAAUACGGAAGACUUGCAGCUCCAGUUGGAGCAAUCCAAAGCUUCAAUAGCCAAAUAUAAGGAGAAAAUUGUGGCUCAUUUUUUUAAUCCAAUUGUUUUGAUAAAUUUGGUCGAGUUUUUACCUCUUAAGAUAUUUGAUCGAUUAUGACAGUUUUUCCUAAUAAAUGUCUUAUUAUCAAAAACUCGACCAAAUUCCCCCUGAAAUAUUCCCCUACUAAAGCGCUUAAAUCUAACGACAUAAGCCGAAAUUGUGGAAAUUGAAGACAAAGAAAGGAAAAAUAAAGCUGAGCUGGGAAACUUGUAUAGGAAACUUGAAGAAAGUGAAAAGUUUAAACAGGGAUUUGAGCAAGCAAAUGAAAAAUUGAAAGCCUUACUCCCCCCCCCCCCCCUCCGUGAGCGAACAAAACCAUUAGAAAAAUCGCCAUUUUUUGACCAAAAACCCACCCUCCGUGAGUGAACAAAAAUUUUUUUAAUAGAAAAAAUUUUAAUGGAAAAAAAUUUUGAUAUAUAAGUGAUAAUUAGUAUAAUGAAAUCUAGAGCUAAUUCUGUUUAAUUUUAAACAAAUUGCGUUUUAAAACAUAAAUUUUGCAAAUUAAAUUAAUAUUUGCUUCCCAAUUUUUGCAAAUUAGGAUUUUUUUAAAUUUCGAAAAAAAUAUUUUUUUAUAAAAAUUUAUAUAUAAAUUUUUUUUAAAAAAAAAAAUUAACCCCCCUCCGUGAGCGAACAAAAUUUUUUUUGUUCGCUCACGGAGGGGGGGGGGGAGUUAGGAAAUGAGCUAUAUUUAGCUAAGCUAAGCGGAAUUGUUGCUCAAGAAAAGCUGUCACAGAUAGAGCAGCAGUGAAGACAGGAGCAUGGUGGGGCCAGUUUUGAAUAUAAAAAUAUUGAUGAAGAGUCUCUUAUAAGGAAAUAUAAUCUAAAAAAAAUCGAUUAUACAGUUGAGCUGAUGGAGCCAAAUAAAUCAAUACUCAAAAAAAUCCCCUCUGGAACAAGCUCGAGAAGGAGAAGUCCAGAAGACACGCCAUCAUAUGGGUGAAAUGGAUCAUCAAAAAUGAAAAAUCCUCAUGAUGGGAACACACUACAAAUUCCAGGACAAACUAAUCAGCAAGCCAUGCUAUAGGAUUUGCCCUAGGAUGGCGCUAUAUGGCGCCAUCCUAGGGCAAGCGAAAAUUGGCUCCACACGGGAACCGUAUUCCACGUGUGGAGCCAUUUUUCCACGUGUGGAAUCCACAUUUUCCCACGUGGAAAAAUGGCUCCACACGUGGAAACACAAUUCCCGUGUGGAGCCGUGUCUCCAAUUGCCCGAGGAUGGCGCAAUAUAGCGCCAUCCUCGGGCAAUUUCUAUAGAUCCUAACUUAAAGUCUGCUUUAGAUAUAGCCAACUCAUCAGACCAAAAGCGACGCAAAAGCUUCUUAUCAUCCUUUUUGAGCCCAAGCAACAAUAAUGACCAUGACCAUUGCAACAGCUCUUUUUCAAACGGUUUUGAAAACGAAAAAUCAACUGAAAAACAAUCCGCAAUUCCUCUAGGAGGGAAGAAUAAAUCUCAAAGAAUUUCCAAUAAAAAGAACCUUUUGGAAGAAAACGAACAAGAGUAUUUUGAUAAGGACGGAAACAUUGCUGUAUGAGUGUUAAAAAAAUACCCAGAUUUAGAGUCAAUUCCGCCACACUUGAGAAUGGAAUAUAUUCGGGCCAUGGCUGGGCAUGAUAACAGAAAAUGCAUAGGGGAAUGCAAACAUCUGAAAAGGGCACGCUUGAUCAAGAUGAAAGCUAAAGGACUUUUAUAUCCCUUGAAGAAAGCAAUUAUUCAAGGAUUUUAA